This is a messenger RNA of Fonticula alba, 1109 nucleotides long. RefSeq lists its product as hypothetical. Gene Ontology annotation, biological process: regulation of gene expression. Gene Ontology annotation, molecular function: nucleic acid binding. NCBI's taxonomy places the organism in Eukaryota, Rotosphaerida, Fonticulaceae. The transcript is spliced from 4 exons. The record is from RefSeq and is a predicted model, not a curated record. Bases 107 to 484 code for a protein of 125 amino acids.
GUGGGAAAUAUGGGCCAGCACUGUGCCGCGCCCCUUCCCAGGGUCCUGCCCUCAACUUUAGAAGUAUUUUUUCUUCUAUCUGAGUCCCUUCCCUCCCUUCGCCAAGAUGCUCUCCAUCGUUCGUUCCCUCCGCCCCACCGCCGUCACCCAGAUGGUUGCCGCCCGCGGCUACGCCACCGGCACUGUCAAGUGGUUCAACAUGACCCGUGGCUUCGGCUUCAUCACCAACGAGGAGGAUGACAAGGAGUACUUCGUCCACCAGACCAGCAUCAACAUGAUCGGCUUCCGCGGCCUGAUCGAGGGUGAGCGCGUCCAGUUCGACAUCACCGAGAACGACAAGGGUCCCUUCGCCACCAACAUCUCUGCCCCCGAUGGCCGUCCCCUGCACACCGUCCCCGGCCGUGAGCUCCGCCCCCCCGUUCCCCGUGACGAGGGCCGCUUCGGCUCCCGCCGCCCCCGCCGCUUCGACGAGGACCGCGAGUAAAUUCUCCAUGCCCUCAUCUGGACGAAUGGCCCACCCUGGUGUUGGGCCCCGCCUCAUGCGGUAAGAGAAUGGCCCGUGAGAGAUGCAGGGAGGGGGAUGAGAGCGGCAUCUCCAUGGCGCCAUCUCUCUCUCUCUGUCCCCCCUCCUCCCUGCUGAUCCCCUGUCCUUGCUUUCUCAGCCUUCCCCCCGCGCGGGCGCCCGACCGCCGCGCGCACCUCCUUCCUUGUCCCUCGCGCUGCGCGCGGGCCCUCACGCGUGUGUGGUUUGAUCUGCCAAGAGAGGCGCGCCUCCCUUCGUAAGAGGGGGGUGGACCGCACACAUGUAGGGGAGAGAAACAGAGGUAGGGGUCCGGGCGGACGGUCUGGUGAAGAGGGGAAGGAGCGAAUGCGGGCUUCUUCUCAUUACUCGUGAGUGUUUUCAUGGGAAGUCGUCGCGCGCCCCCACAGGGCAUGUCCCUCACCCUUCUUUCUGCAGAUAUAUACGCGCAUGCAUUCUCGUGCCCCCUCUCCCCUUCUCUCCUCCGUCCAGCCCUCCCUCUCUCUCUCUCUCUCCUCUUCCCCCCUCUUGGCCUGCUUCUCCCCUCUCCCGUUCACAUUCGCCCCAAUAAAAUAUAUAUAGUAGCCCA